Molecule: messenger RNA, 9325 nt
Organism: Ceratosolen solmsi marchali
Lineage: Eukaryota; Metazoa; Arthropoda; Insecta; Hymenoptera; Agaonidae
Gene: nocte
Product: no circadian temperature entrainment
Biological process (GO): cell differentiation
Source: RefSeq, a predicted model, not a curated record
GCCAUUGCCAUCAUCACCAUUCCAAUCACCAUCGCCAUCACCAACACCAUCACCGACACUAUUGCUACUACAUCGACUACUACUGCCCCUGCUAUUCCUACUAGUACAACUACCACGACUACCACCACACAGCCGAGAGGAUAAAGUCCCGGGCCGAAGAAGACGCGCGAGAGCAGCUCAGCCGUGUAAACAGUUAUUUGACUCGCUGAUUUUGGGACAUCAAAGCCCGAUUUUAUAGAAUCGUGAACCCAUUUGGACGGACCAAGACAAAGGGUUCGUUCGUUGGGUCUGAGUAGUACUAAAUGGUUGCCUGCAGACAGCAUGUCUACUCUGUCAGGGAUUGUGUCGAAGGGGGAGAAAGGAAAAACAAAAUACCAGUCGAUAGAUAUCAAUAGUUUGUAUCGAUCAAGUAGGGGAGAGUCUUUGGAACAACAUCAACAAAAAAAUACAGUACCCCGCAAACAUGGAAUGCAAAGCUUGGGAAAGGUGCCCUCGGCGCGGCGACCACCUGCAAAUUUGCCCAGUUUGAGAAGUGAAAUCAGCAGCAGUGAUCCAGCUGUUAGUCUUGUACCAAGUGGAGGAAGUGGUUGGGCCACGACCAAGGAUACAACAUCUACUACUAAUACCGUAACAACACCUAACACCCCAUCUGAUAAUACAACUACCAACUCAUUACCGGCACAAUGUACGACAGGACCCACCCCUGCAUCUCUGGCACCACAACAACAUCCACCAUUGCCAGGACAACAAAACAAUUUACAAUCUUCACAUCCACCCGAAGUAGGAAACAAAUCAUCAUGGAGUUCAAUCAUGAGCAAACCAGGAGAAGCUGUGAUUGGUUAUGCGGGGCUUGUGGAGUCGGGCAGAGGAGUAAGGGGAACUCUCGGUCUGAGUUUCCUUGCACAUCAGUCCCCGCAGUUCCAACACGAAUUCCCCAGUCUCAGCGGACAAUCCUCUGCUUCAGUCUCGACUCAGAACCAGGGUCAGCAGCAAAUUUCCUCGUCGGCUGCAAAUGCGAUUACAAACACUGUGCAGCAACAAUCUUAUUCCCACAACCACUCAGGAGGUGGACCGACAGGUCAACAACAGCCACAACAAAUUCGAGAAAUGAACGCACAAUAUGGUCCUGGGCUAAGUCUACGUCCCCAAACAGAAGGAAGUUGGAUCCAAGGUGGAAGUCGCAUAGCAGGUGGGCCAGGAACCGGGGCACUAGCAGGAGUGGCCGGAAGUGGAAAUAUUCAGGGGGGCCCGGGCCUCCAAGUUGGCCCAACCCCAGGACAAGUAGAGGCUCCCGCUGGAGGACGACCGAACUCGGUCCAGUCGCCAGGCUUGGUCAUGGCCCCGGCAGGCCAGCUCCCAGGAUCGCAAAAUAAUCAAGUCCAGAUGCCACAGGGCCAACAUCAAGUCGGACCGAAUAUGCAUCACUAUAGAGGAAUAAUUCCUCCGUUUAUGUAUAAAGGUAAUUUCUCAGGCGGCAAUUUUCCGGCGCCGUUGCCGGCAAGUGGACAGCGUCCCCGCUUCAACUACCCGACAGAUCAAUCGCCGGCACGACAGCAGCCACGCCAAGAACGCGAUCGUGGUGUACCGCCACCGCCCGUUGACGAGGAAAUUCAAACGCGGCCGAUUAUUAAAGAAGAGGACUUGUCACGCAUGGAUGAAAUCUCAUGCGAGGCUGGCUGGACGGCUACCGAUGACAUUGACUAUAAUCAGAAAUUGGCCUUUAGCGACGAUGAGACUGACGACCAGCCGCAACAAACGACUGCCAUCAAUAAAAAGGAAGACCACAGAAAGGAGCAGGAGAAACAUGCGCAAGAUGAGAAGCGCAUGCAAGAGGAGAAAGAGUUUAGUUCGAGGGAGAAGGAGCAGAAGGAAAAUAAUAUAAAUAUUAUUGGAAGGAAUGAAAUGAGGAACGAGUCCAGAAACGAGCCCAGAAACGAGCCCAGAAACGAGCCCAGAAACGAGCCGAGGAACGAACCUAGGAACGAUUUGCAAUCGCGUUCAUGGAACAACCAGAAUUCAAUGUCGCGCGAUUACCGUGGUCCACCUGGAGCACCACCACCUAACUACCCAUCACAACAGACAUUACGAAAUGCCCACUCUUUAAGAGCUGGUGGAGAUGAUGAGGAACUGUGGAAUCAGCGUCGUCGAGACAUAAUCACCGAGAAAGUUGCGUUUGCAGUUGAACUCGCUCGUCAACGCAAGGAGGAGGAAGAGAAGCGUUUCCAAGAAUCGAUAAAGCAGGCAGCGGCUAAAAAGCUCCUUGAUCUAGAGAAUAAGAUAAAGGAGAAGAACAAGCAGGGCGAGGAGCAGCAGCAGCAGCAGCAGCAACAACAACAACAACAACAGCAGCAACAACAACAGCAACAGCAACCGCAACAGCAACAGCUACAGCAGCAGCUACAGCAGAGUAGUGGCCAGCAACUAAACGAAAGCAAUAAAUCAAGCUCUUCGGCUCCAGUACCAGUGUCGAACGCGCCAAGCGCGCCCGACUGGGAACGUGAUCGCGAGCGCUCGCGUACCUCGUCUUCCGAGGGUGCCGGCAAAGAGGCGGAGCCCAAGUCCGGCCGCGAGCAAUCGUCCACAGGUCAACAGGCGACAAGUGAGUUCCGCCAGAUAGACCGUCCUUCUUUCAUACGCCAACAACAGCAGACCGCGGAGCAGCCGCCUUCUUCUCUGCCCCCCGGCGGCGGCAGUAGCGGUGGUGGCGGCGGCGGUGGCAGUAGCAGUGGCGGCGGCGCGGCUAAUAAUCGCAGUGAACGCGAUCGUGAGCGCGAGCGCGAUCGCGAUCAGCGGGAGAUGAGGGAGCCGGCCUUUUCCCGGCUCUUUCAAAGCAACUUGCCGCCAAGAUUCCAAAAGCAGCAGGCGGAGAGAAGCGGCGCCGGUGCAGGUGGGGCUUCUAAUAAUCGGCUGUCCCCCAGUGCCGAACGCUCGCAGCCAGUUUCAUUUUCGCAGCAAUACGAUCCCAGUCGAUGGGUCCAUAACCAUUCUAACUCAUUGAGCAGCAGCAUGAAGUCGAGCACGCGUCGCGUACGGGCCGACUCGGAUGUGUCCGGACCACUCGAUGACGAGGGCAAUGGGAGACCAAAUUCGCGGGCCCCGCCGUCUGUGCGCCCCGACGAUCGUCACCGACACUCUGGGCAACGGGCCGGUAGCAACUACGAGCCGAGUCGCAAACAAAUUUCCGACGCCGGCUACUAUGACGAAUAUCCUCGCAGAGGAAGCGAGCGCUACAAGGAUUACGAGGACAGACACGCACCAAGUAGAGAUGGAGUCGGUAGCUGGUCCGAUCACACGGAGCGCAGAGGAUACGAAGACAAGCCUGAUGCUAGGGAGUCGAGAGACAAAAAGGACUACGACAACUACUCCAAGGUGAGCCGAACAAUGCUUAACAUUCUGUUUGAAUGCAAUCGACGUGCCCUAGUGCUUCCCGGACCUAUGCACGGCCCUGCUGCCCAGGACCAGUUUGACGAUCAGCAGGCACCCGUUCAGCAGCAUGGCCGCGACAGUACCAACAGUCGCUCAGAGUCGAGCGGUCAGGAGUGGCGGGAGGAUCGCCGCGAUAUUCGUACCCACGAGGAUCGCUCGGUGCCUUCUACCAACGAUAUGGGUGGACGGCGCGGAGAUGAACAGCAGCGUAGCGAGCGACCCCAACGCCCAGAAUCCCGCGACAGUCGCACAUCCCGCGAUUCGAGGACCACGCUUCGUGGCCCCGUCGACGACGACGGCGGUGGUGGCGGCGGCGGCGGCGGCGGCGGUGGUGGUGGUGGCAGUACUGUCAGUUUCCAUAAGUCGUCGCGUGACAAUGGCACUGGCUCCUGGGCCGUAUGUAACGAUUUCCCCGACUACGAGGAGAAAAGCAGCAAGCAGCUGCAUCAACGCGACCUGUUUCGCGAUGAGUUAAGGGAUAGGGAGCGUGAUAGAGACCGAGACAGGGAUCGCGACGUGCCGUCAUCAGUGCGCGACAGACGUCAACAACAGCCUGGUCCGAUUAACAAGGAAAAGCUCGAACAGGAGGAGCUCAAACGUAAUCUCGGACCCUUGAAGCGUGGUGGACUCGACAUCCAGGACAAGAAGGAUAAGCAACCGAAGGGCAGCGGCGAGCUCUUGUCUAACGAUCCUAAGAAAGAAAACGGCGCUGAGGUGUGGAGUCGCGGUAAGUCCGAACGAAUUCUCGAAAGCGGAGGCCGCAAUUCGCCCAAAGUAGGAUCCUGGGCCGACGCGGUUUCACCCAGCUUCGAGAAGGAAGAUGAGGAGAAGCGCAUGAUGGAUUCGCAGCACAAUAACGAUGAGGAUGACAACAAGAAACUCAACGAUCUCAAGCAGGGCAUCGAUAAGCUCAGUAUAGACAGCAACAAACGCGGUAGUAGUGACGAUGCUGAGAAAGACGAUCAGAAGGAUGAGAAACGCGAUAAAAAGCCGCGUAAUCGUGCGAGUAGUAGCAGCUCCCGCGGGCCCCGCAGUGGUUCUCGUCAGUGGGGCAGCGGUGGCGGCGGGGGUGGUUUAGGCGGAGCAGGUGUCGGUGGCGGUGCUUUUAAUGUUUACGGACAGCGAUGGCGCGGUGCCGACGUACCUGCGAGAGGUCGUCGUAGCGGUGCUCCGAGAUCCGUGGGGGGAGGCCGUCCCGGAUCGGCUAAAGGCGGAGCUUACGAGCGCACCGAUUCCGAGCUGAGCGGCGAUGAGCUUGGGCAUACCCUGGCUGCAGAGUCCACCAAAGACGAGCGAAGGUCCACGUCGGCGCGAUCGCCAAAGCCGUCGGUUCCGAAGGGCGAGAAGGACGAGCGCAACCGCAAUGUCGCUUCAAGGAAAGACGAGCAGCAACAACAGCAGCAGCAGCAGCAGCAGCAGCAGCAGCAGCAGUUGCAAAGUUCGCGAGGGGAGUACAGUCAGUCUCGUGGUGAGAAAAGGUGCGAGCGCGGUGAGUACGAGGUGCGCGGUAGUGGAAGACCGAAUCGCGAAGGCUUUGCACCAUCCGGUGAGCCAUCUCGCCGUGGACGCGGUGGGUUUCGCAACAAUCGAGGACCUACCACCGUCACAGGCAGCGCCGCUGGUGGGCGCAUGGAAGGCUACGGGCCCCCCCCAAGUAAGAGUCCCUUUUCCUCCGAAAGAGCCGACGACAAACAUCCCGGUGGCAGCCAAAAUCAACAACACUCCUCCACGCCAAGCCCAUCCGAGCACGAUGAUGCUCCCAACGUGGCCAAUCAGUCCGAGUUGUCCGACGACAAAAUUAUAGCCAAACAGCAAGCGCUAACAGCCGGUAUGACCGGUAGACACGCCAAAUCACCAAAUAGGAUGAACACUAACCACGGGGGUGGCCAUCUCGGACCUGCUCCCAGGGCUGCCAAGAAAGAGGACUCGAGGCCCAAGCGGCCGAGGAGCGGCAGCAGACGCGGUAGGGGAGGCGAGCGCACUCGGGCCAUGAACAACAUUCAUAGCGCGAUCGGCAAACAGAACUCCAACGAACCCGGCAACGAGGAAUGGGAGACGACCUCCGAGAACAGCGAGGAGCAUCCCGAUGAGAGGAAGGAUGGACACGGGCCCCGCUCGAACAAAUCCUUUAGCGGCAGAGGCGAGAGGCAGAACGUCAACGUUAUCGGCAACAAUCGGGAGCAACACGGUCGCGAUCAGCGUGGCUCAAGAGGCGACAAAGGUCCCAAGUCUUCCAACGCCCAGUCCAAUCGAGCGUCAGGCUCGGAGAAGGGCCGUAACGCCCAGAAUGUCUCCGAGCGCGGUGGGAACCGCGACGGCUCGCAGCGUAAUCACCAUUCGGGAAAUAACCCACCGCUCACGCAAUCGCAGAAUGGCAGGCCACGAAACCAAGGCUCGGUUAACGUCGGCUCCCUCAUCAUCAAGUCCAUGAUGAACAAGGACACGACGGUAAACAGAAUCGACGAGAUCAAGUUGAACGAUCCGAACCUCGUGAAUCAGGCGCUCAAUGACUUCGGCGGCGGUGGCGGUGGCGGCGGCGGCGGCGGCAAAUCCCAGUCGAAGGAUAAGAGAGGGGUGAACGUCGCCGACUUAGACAUGGAUAGUAAUUGCAUCGUUGGAGAAGACGUCUCUAAUGCGGGUGAUGACAAUAAGCUCGACGCCGAUGGCUUCCAAGAAGUGCGUUCGAAGAAGAACGUGAAGGAGUCGAGCCGUCAGCAGCAGCAAAAGGAUGAAUUGCAGAGCUCUAAACCCGGACGACGUGACAGAGAGAAGGACCGUGGCGAACGUGAUCGGUCCAAAUCGAAAACCAACGGAGCUCAGUCUCAACAGCAGCAACAACAACAGCAGCAGCAGCAGCAGCAGCAGCAACAGCAGGCGCAAAAUAUGCCCAUGAUGCUGAAUCAAUCGACCGGUGUCGUACUCAAUAAGCCUUACGAGCGCAUUCGACCGGUAGCCCCACGCUUUCAGAAGCAGCAGCAACGGAUGACCAAGCAUCAACAGGUCAGAGUCAGUGGUGGCCACGGUGGAAACGAAUCCAGCGAUUCAACCACUGGUGGAUCCUCGAGUCGAUCGCCCCCGUCACCCGCCAUCGCAUCCUUACCAGCCGACAUUCAAAUGAUGGGGCUCGCACCAGCCGCUCAGGGUGGCAGCGCCGGUACGGACCACGAGUCCAGCCAGGUCGACUCGCAGCAGCAGCAGCAGCAACAACAGCAGCAGCAACAACAGCAGCAGCAGAGCAACCAGCAGCAAUCCUGCGGCACGGCGACCGCCGUCAGCCAACGUAACUCGCCCAACUGCGACAAGGUCACGAGCGGUGGUAAGCUCGCGCAGCCGGGCAGCAGCCAAGAUAGCAAAGUAAACACGGACGCCUCCUCGCCUCCUGUCCAGACUCUCAUAUUUGAGAAUACAAAUUACUCGAAGAACACCAAGAAUACGGUAGGCUCGGCCGGCGACAUGGCCAUCAAGUCCAAGUACUCGAAUCAUAUGAAGUCACAGUCGCGCGAUAAGCGCGUGAACGACAUAGAGGAUGACGGUAGCCAGCUGCAACAGCACCAGCAGCAGGCCCUCGCCGUUGCCUUCUCCAACAAGUCCAACGACCUCAUGAAAGACAAGGUGUCCCAGCAACAGCAAGAGCCAAUACAGAUGCCUCUCUCGUUCAAUAACAAAGAAGACAACGCGGACAUGAAGCUGGACUUCACGUUCGACUCUGACCUGACGCAGCUAACCGAGGACAAAAGCAAGAGUCUCGGCAUGCCGAGAUCCAUGCACAUUACCGGCGGCCAGAGCACGAUAUCGCCCUCGACCGCCGAGCUCAACCUCAAAAUCGCCUCCGUAAAGAAGGUCUGGGAAAGCGCGCCGCCUAUGCCGACGGUCGUCGAGCACGAGGUCGACGGCAAUGUCGUGAGCAACGCCAGCAGCUUCCCCCAGGCAUUCGAGAGUAACGAUGUAGACGACAGCUAUAACGCGCACCAACAGUAUAAUCAGGGCAACAUGAAAAAUGAGAUCACGACCUCGACCAACGUUUGCAAGCUGGUUCCCCCGCAGGUGAAGCCGCAGCAACAAUCAUCGGGUGGCGGCGGAGCGCAGCCAGGCUCCUCGGUGCCGGGUCCGAGCCCCAUCGGGCCCGGCCAGAGCCCCAUCGGCCAUCCCCCGGCGAGCUUACAGGGGCCCCUCAGCCCCCCGCCCUUCAAUUCCACCGGACAACCCUCUCACAUUAAUUAUCAGGAAUUUGUGCAGUAUCCGGGUUCCCAGGCGGCGCAGUAUGGCAGCAUGUCGGCGAUCCCCUCGCCACCGGCUGUCCUUUUCAACACUGGAUCAGGUCAACUGCCGGCCCAGGCGGGCGGCCUCUACGGCGCAUUCCAGCUGGACCAGAGCAGGUCCCCCUUCACUCAGUAUCCGCCUUACGCCGCCUCGCUUCAGAGCUCCUUCAACCAGCAGAACAUGUACCUACAGCAGCCACCGCCGCCCCAUGCGCCCAACGCGCCCACUCCGGACAUCUACCCGAGCAAUCUCUCGCAAUACCGCCUCACUGCAGCUGCUGCACCACCAUUUGGACAAAAUCAACAACUUAGUAAUAAUCCUAAUACUGUACUUAUCAGUUCAUCCUCAAAUUCCUUAAUGUCAGCCAGUGUCAAGCCAUCAUCUCAACCGAUUGGCGCUAUUGGCACUAAGGCCCCGCACUUUCAAGCACCAUCGGCACCUCCGCAACCAAAUCAACUGGCAUACAUUCCGUACGAUCCAAAUCAAGUAUUAGGAGUAAGCGGCAGCUACAUGGGCAACUCCCAAUUGGUUCAGAGACCCGGUCCCAAUGUUCAGCCCUCGGCAAAUAAUUAUUACAGUGCCGCAUCAGCAGAUGUCUUUUCCGGAUCCCAGACGGGCUUUUAUCAACCAGGUGGCGCGGCACAGCAGACCGGAGCGCACUAUGGCCUUCAGGGAUUUGGCCAGCAUAGCCAGAGCCUAGCAACUGGUAACGCCGCCCCCGUCGGCCUUCAGAACUUCAGCUCGCAGUUCCUGUCGGGCUCCGGAUUACAGAUAGCCGCUGCGGCCGCGGCUCAACAGUACCGUAACCCCGCGGGUGGACUGCCGGGACCCGCCAAUGCGGCUGCCACCUUCCUCAGUAAGCAUCAGCAGCAAGAGCAGCCACGGCAGUUAAAGAGCCCGUCGGGCAAUCAACAGGACGUGCUGGCAUCGGUUUUUAGCUCCACACCCCAAAUACCAUCGCCAAAAUCAAGAAAACAACAGUCAUCCUCGCAACAGCCACAGCCAAGUCCCACGCAACAUCAUAAAUUCCAACAAUAUCAGGGUGGCAGUCAGUCUGCUCUGGUAAGCAGCUACACUAACUACGUUUUACAGCAGAACGUCCGGGCAAUGGGGAUGCCGCCCCGUGGUGGCAUUCAGCCAUCGCAACAACGCUACCCACCGCCGAUUCAACGACCCGUGGUGCCCUUUCCACCGGGUCCCAAUCCCAACAACUCCCAGCAAGGCCAGCAGCAGAAUUGUAUGCCUAAUCAACAGCAGCAGCAGCAACAGCAGCAGCAACAACAAACGCAGAUGAAUCGUCACAGGUCCAACAUUCAUCAGCAGCAGCAACAGCAGCAGCAGCGCAAUAUGAAGAUGCAACAGCAAUAUUACUCCGGACAAAGCAACUCGAAGAUGGAUUCCAAUGAUAAAGUGGAUUCUCAUAAUGAUAAAAUAUCUGAUUCCAAUGUUGGAAAUCAAACUAACGGGAAUAAAAAUAAUGCCAACCCGCCAGAUACUGACCACAAAGAGGAAGUAAGCCAACAAAAUGAAUAAUGAUGGAAAAUAUAAAAUCGUCGACGAAGGCUUUUAAUCUAACGUUAAUCCACAAUAUGCAUACAUACACAUACAUACAUAUAUAUAUAUAUAUAUAUAUAUAUAU